GGUGAAGAAAGCUUCUCUGAUGUAACCCGGAUGGAAUGGGAGCCCAAAAAAAAUGUUCCUUGGCCCCUUACACCCGAAAAAGUUAUAGAAGCCUCAGAGAAAGAAAAUGACCCCAAGUAUGAGGGUGAUGAAGGAUCAUUUGAUGGUAAUUAUUCUUCUUCUUCACAAUGGGAAAUGUCAGAUGACGAUGAGUCCCAAAUAGAAGUUGUAACAAGCAGUGGAUCAACAAGUCUAACCACCCUGGAGGAAGAAACCUUGACCGAAGAGUGGAAACCAGAAAAUGAACAGGAAGAAACCUCUGAGCCACAAGCCAUUGAUAUCAGCGCAGAAGGAAUUGGUAUUGAAAAAGAUGAACAGGCAGUAAAUAUGGACAUGCCUAUAUAUAUACCCAUCUUCCUCUUUACUAAAUUAACUCCUAGAAGGCGCCAAAAGUUGGCCUUUGCAGGAAAAACUCAGCGCUUCGAAAAUAAGUUCUUCCUCUAUGACCACCCCACCCUUAAUGACCAUAUAGCAGCCCGGGAGCUCAAUUUAAGGGAGGCCAUAUAUUGGGUAGAUUUUUGUGGAUAUCCUUUAAUUGCCAAUGACCCAAAUAAAUUACUCAUCUUGCAAAAUUGGAUGCAAGAUGAG
This is a messenger RNA of Dentiscutata heterogama, 627 nucleotides long. The record is from the annotation of a GenBank genome assembly. NCBI's taxonomy places the organism in Eukaryota, Fungi, Glomeromycota, Glomeromycetes, Diversisporales, Gigasporaceae.